Messenger RNA from Ficedula albicollis (Collared flycatcher), 2275 nucleotides. It is a transcript of the gene SP1, whose product is annotated as Sp1 transcription factor. Bases 89 to 2275 code for a protein of 728 amino acids. The record is from RefSeq and is a predicted model, not a curated record. Gene Ontology annotation, molecular function: RNA polymerase II cis-regulatory region sequence-specific DNA binding; DNA-binding transcription factor activity, RNA polymerase II-specific. Gene Ontology annotation, biological process: regulation of transcription by RNA polymerase II. The transcript is spliced from 5 exons. Lineage: Eukaryota; Metazoa; Chordata; Aves; Passeriformes; Muscicapidae.
CCGAGCCUCGUGCCGCUGCCCUGCCCCGAAAUGUCCCUAACCGGGGCUGCCGCUUCCCUCCCGCGCAGACCAAGAGAGCACCGAGGAGAUGUCGGCUGUGAAGCCCGACAAGGGCGAAGGCGACGCCAGCAGCACGAGCAGCGCCGGCGGCGGGGAGGCCCAGGAGUCUCAGCCGUCCCCGCUGGCCCUGCUGGCGGCCACCUGCAGCCGCAUCGAGUCUCCCAAUGAGAACUCCAACAGCUCCCAGGGCCAGCAGGGCGGGAGCGGCGAGCUGGACCUGAACGCGGCCGCCGCCCAGCUCACCCAGUCGGCCAACGGCUGGCAGAUCAUCUCGGCGGGCUCCAGCACCCCCACGGGCUCCAAGGAGCCGGGCAGCAACGGCAGCAACGGCGGCGACGCCUCCAAGAGCCGCCCGGUCAGCACCGGGCCCUACGUGGUCACCUCGGCGUCCGGCCUGCAGAACCAGCAGGUGCUCACGGGGCUGCCGGGCGUCAUCCCCAACAUCCAGUACCAGGUGAUCCCCCAGUUCCAGACCAUCGACGGGCAGCAGCUGCAGUUCGCCACCACCCCGGCGCAGGUGAACGUGCAGCAGGAUGCCUCGGGGCAGCUGCAGAUCAUCCCCGGCUCCAACCAGCAGAUCAUCACGAGCCGUGCGGGCGGCAGCAACCUCAUCGCCAUGCCCAACCUGCUGCAGCAGGCCGUGCCCAUCCAGGGCGUGGGGCUGGCCAACAACAGCCUCUCCGGGCAGACCCAGUACGUGGCCAACGUGCCCGUGGCCCUGAACGGCAACAUCACCCUGCUGCCGGUCAACAGCGUGGCCGCCAGCCUGGCCCCCACGUCCCAGACGGGCACCCUGAGCAGCUCGGGCUCGCCGGACAGCAGCUCCCAGCCGGCCACCUCGGGGGCUGCCAGCAGCUCGGGCAGCACGGCCACGUCCCAGGCCAGCUCGGGCGCCUUCUUCACCAACGCCAACAGCUACUCCACCACCACCACCACCAGUAACGUGGGCGCCAUGAAUUUCUCCACCAGCGCCACGGUGGGCACCAACGUGCAGGCGCAGACGCCCCAGAGGGCCAGCAGCGUGCCCAGCUCGGACUCUCUGCAGAGCCCGGUGUCCGGGGUGGCCCUGCAGCCGGGGCAGCAGAAGGAGGGGGAUCAGGGGCAGCAGUCCCAGCAGCAGCAGCAGCAGCAGCAGAUCCUGAUCCAGCCACAGCUGGUCCAAGGAGGGCAGACAAUCCAAGCCCUGCAGACCACCCCGCUGUCUGGCCAGACCUUUGCCACUCAAGCCAUCUCCCAAGACACCCUGCAGAACCUGCAGCUCCAGGCCGUGCCCAACUCGGGCCCCAUCAUCAUCCGCACGCCCACGGUGGGUCCCAACGGGCAGGUGAGCUGGCAGACCAUCCAGCUGCAGAACCUGCAGGUGCAGAACCCCCAGGCGCAGACAAUCACGCUGGCCCCCAUGCAGGGGGUGUCGCUGGGCCAGACGGGCAGCACCAGCACCACGCUGACCCCCAUCGCCUCCCUGCCCAGCGGCACCGUCACCGUCAACGCUGCCCAGCUCUCCUCCGUGCCGGGCCUCCAGACUAUUAACCUCAGUGCCUUGGGAGCGUCCGGGAUCCAGGUGCACCAGCUGCAGGGGCUGCCCCUGGCCAUCGCCAACGCGCCCGGUGAGCACGGGGCGCAGCUGGGGCUGCACGGCGGCAGCGGGGACGGGCUGGGCGAGGAGAGCGCGGCCGUGGAGGAGGGGGAGACCAGCCCCGACCCCCAGCCCCAGCAGGGCCGGAAAACGCGGAGGGAAGCCUGCACCUGUCCCUACUGCAAGGAGGGCGAGGGCAGGAGCUCUGGGGAUCCAGGGAAGAAAAAGCAGCACAUCUGCCACGUGCCGGGCUGCGGGAAGGUGUACGGGAAGACCUCGCACCUGCGGGCGCACCUGCGGUGGCACACGGGGGAGAGACCCUUCAUCUGCACCUGGGUGCUGUGCGGGAAGCGCUUCACCCGCUCCGACGAGCUGCAGCGGCACAAGCGCACGCACACGGGUACGGCCGGGCUCCCCGCCCUGGGCUCCGUGGGGUGGCUGCUCCAAAACCCUGGGGUUCCUUGGGGUGGCAGCUCCCAAAAUCCUGGGCCUGGAAUUCCCACGUCCUGGAGCGUUGGCCUGGAGCUCUUGGGGCUGGGAGCCUCCCCAGAGCCUGAGCAUUCUCAAGGGGAGGAGCCUUUCCCCAAAAUUCCACCAUGUUGGAGCAUCAGCCUCGAUGCUCUUUUCUCCAGGGCCUGA